UCCAAGUAACCAAAUCUGCCACCUAACCUCUGGCGAUCCAUCCAUGUGCCAGAUGCGCGUCAGAAGCAGCCAGACACGCAACUCUUACAAGGAAACAAACGUCGAUAUACUUCAACAAUACUUCUGAACUACCAUCCUCGAGGGGGAAGUUCAACUACCGAUCAAGGAGAAAUGGAGAACAAGGGGCUAUUGCAAAGUAAAGAAUUGUAUCAGUAUAUCUUGAAUACUAGUGUGUACCCACGAGAAUCAGAGUUUCUCAAGGAGUUGAGAGAUGCUACUGCGGAUUAUCCAGGGGCUUUGAUGGGUACUGCACCAGAUGCGGGUCAGUUAAUGACAUUGCUUCUGGGUCUUGUUAAUGCAAAGAAGACAAUUGAAAUUGGGGUUUUCACAGGAUACUCUCUCCUCCUAACUGCUCUUGCGAUACCUGAUGAUGGGAAGAUUACAGCUAUUGAUGUUAGUCGGAAAGCAUAUGAUGACAUAGGAUUACCAAUUAUUCAAAAGGCUGGCGUUGAACAUAAAAUCGAUUUUGUUGAGUCUGUUGCUCUUCCUGUACUUGACAAACUGUUGGAAAAUGCAGAGAAUGAAGGGACCAUUGACUUUGCUUAUGUCGACGCAGACAAGGUUAACUACUGGAAUUAUCAUGAGAAAUUGUUGAAACUGUUGAGAAUUGGCGGCGUCGUAGUUUACGAUAACACAUUGUGGGGAGGAUCAGUGGCUAAGACCGAUGAAUCUUUGGUUCCAGAGCCCUACAGAGCUUCUAGGCGUCACUCAAUCGAGUUUAACAAGCUUAUAGCAGCUGAUUCUCGCAUUCGGUUGUCACAGGUCCCAGUUGGUGAUGGUAGCACUGUAUGCGUACGUCUUCAUUAGUUGCCUGUAGUUUCUUAUAUGGUAAACGGCACCAAUCAGGUAUCAACUGCAGUGUUGGCUUUCUUUGUUUUAUGAAUGACUGAUUACUUAGAAGAGAUCUGGAUUAUGAGAAGCAGGAAUAAAGAAUGGAAUGUAUGGAGAUUUAUUUAUUUCUAGAGUGGGAGUGAGAGUUAGAGUUAGUAUACACAGGAGUGAGUGCCUGUAGGUGUAUGACGUGCUUCUUCGUUUUCCAGAUUUCCCGGCUUGAGGACAAGCCUUGUUUGAAGGAGAGUGGGAUGUAAGAGCACCGGCACUACUGUGUUGUCUUUCUCAACUAUUUUUAUUCUGCAACUGUUCGAUGUUUCCGUUAAUUAGUUCUGUUGCUUUUAUUUUUGAACUCUCAA
Molecule: messenger RNA, 1250 nt
Organism: Papaver somniferum (opium poppy)
Lineage: Eukaryota; Viridiplantae; Streptophyta; Magnoliopsida; Ranunculales; Papaveraceae
Product: probable caffeoyl-CoA O-methyltransferase At4g26220
Exons: 6
Coding region: 172-867 (231 amino acids)
Molecular function (GO): O-methyltransferase activity
Source: RefSeq, a predicted model, not a curated record